AUGUCCACCGCGGACAGCGCUCCAACAGGGGACGCGUUGAAUCUACCACCUUCCGCCGUACGCGAUGUCCUUCGCGUGUGUCUUAGUGCCAAAGAAUACCGUUACCUCCACGAAUCGGUACUCAAGCGUGCCCCUGCCGUCCAGAACAAGCUUCCAACUCCAUCUCGUUACGAUGUCAUCGCUCGCUCGAAGAAUCGACAUAGCGAUGCUGCUGUUCGCUCCUCGUUGCGGGUUUUUGUCGGCUCCGGAAUCGCGUUGAAGUUGGCCGAUCUGCUGAUUACUCGAUUCCAAGGCGGCGCUCCACAGAAGAAAACUCGCACCCCUCUGCUCCGGUCACCUAAAUUCCGUCUCUCGAUCUCCCUAUCCCUCCUCCUUCUCAUCCAUCGUCUCCUGUACCGCUUUCUUGUCCGACUGCGAGCCAAUCUCCGUACCGACGAUGCACAGCCGUUCAGAGAGCGCAACCCGCGCAUUUCGCAGGCGCUGACUUCACGCUAUGCGCCUGCGAUCGGCGCAAGUCUGGCAGGCUUCGCCCUCGGCAUCUGCCCUCAAGACCAACUCCGCUUGACUGCGGCGAUUUACACAGGCACCAGGAGCUUGGAGUUCUUGUUCAAUGUUUUGGACUCCAAAGGCUGGUUGGAUAGGCGCCCAUGGUGGUUUGGCAGCUGGCUGCUGAUGCCCAUCUCGUUUGCGCAGCUCUUCCAUGCUUUCGUGUUCGAUCGCGAGACUACGCCCGGUUGGUUCGGAAAAGUCAUUCUCAAGCUCUCGCCGAGCUACAUUCAAGGCCGGCCGGAGGCGCUCCCGGCCAACAUCGCUUGGCCCGAGCAGGAAGAGAUUGUGAACUCCCUUGCCUCUAUUGCUGAUCUCCGAUGGCCCGCAUUUGUUUCGCCGAUCCUACACCCUGGCAACCUCAAUACCUUGCCAUCAGCAGUGUCUUCCAUCUCCCCAAUCACUGGACCAGCACACCCUGCAAUUUCGAGUCUAUCAUGCGCUCUUUUGCAUCCAAACCUGCCGAACUGUAGCACGGCGUUCUUGCACCAUAUCCUCCUCUCCGUGCCGCUGCUUGCUCGGUUCCUGACAGCCGUGACUCUAGCACUCUCGAUUCCCAAACUCAAGAGCAUCCUGCUUCAGCCUCUGUCAUCGUUGAACACAAUGUCGAAGCGUAUCAUCACUAUGACAGCUAUUCUCUCAACUGCAACUGGCUCAGCCUGGGGCAGUGUUUGUCUCUUCAACCAGUAUUUACCCCGUUCAACGCUUCCCACCAAGCGUUUCUUCCUCAGCGGAGCACUGGGCGGUCUGCCAUUCUUGUUCCUGGGCAAUAGCCGCAGCACAUUUACCUGGGUCUUCCGGGCCGCUGUUGACUCUGCCUACAAGACCGGGGUCAAGCGUGGACUCUGGAAGGGCCGAAAGAGCGGUGAACUCUUGCUGAUCGUCUUAUCCUGGGCUCUGAUGGGAUCAAUCCUUGAGACCAACCCUGAGGCCGUGCAGGGAGGUGGACUGCGCAAAGGCUUGGCCUGGCUGAGAGGUGACGGAUUUGCGGAUCCGGUGGAGACUGCGAAGCGCAAGCAGCGUCGAGAAUCGAAGAAGACCGACGGAAAUGAGCGAGUCGAUUAG
Messenger RNA from Penicillium paradoxum, 1611 nucleotides. RefSeq lists its product as uncharacterized. NCBI's taxonomy places the organism in Eukaryota, Fungi, Ascomycota, Eurotiomycetes, Eurotiales, Aspergillaceae. The coding region runs from base 1 to 1611 and encodes 536 amino acids. The record is from RefSeq and is a predicted model, not a curated record. The transcript is spliced from 4 exons.